Molecule: messenger RNA, 1981 nt
Organism: Epinephelus moara (kelp grouper)
Lineage: Eukaryota; Metazoa; Chordata; Actinopteri; Perciformes; Serranidae
Gene: ssuh2rs1
Product: ssu-2 homolog, related sequence 1
Exons: 14
Coding region: 214-1386 (390 amino acids)
Molecular function (GO): heat shock protein binding
Source: RefSeq, a predicted model, not a curated record
AGAUGAGAGUUUUGCAUAUUUGUGGGGGAACUCUACUUCUCCAAACUGAGUGAGUGCGUUAUCAUCAAAACGUCACUUAUAUCAGCGCGAGCUCUCAGGUUAAACCAAAAAAACACUAAAAAGAGAAGUUUUAUUGCGUUUUAAUAGCGCAAAGAAGAGGCGUCAGGCUACUGACAAGAUUUUGGAACCGGGGUGAGAUAAAAGCGCUUUGAAAUGGAGUACCAGCCUAUAAACGAGCCCAACAGAUCAUACGGUAUAGCCAAUCCGGGUUAUAUACCAGCAGCAACGGGACCACGCGCAAUGAUCGCCCCACCCGCAGCAGACUCCCAGCAGGGCCCCAGCGCUCCUCCGGCCAGCAUGUUUGACAGCAUGCCUGGCUAUGAAGGAACAGUGGCAGGAGGAGGUGGAUAUCUGCCCCCUCCGAUGCCUGCUUUCCCAGCUCCUCAGCCUGCACCUAGUCCUGAACAACCAAAUUGGAAUAUCCCAUCUAUAACUGAAGACACUGCCCGGGAGGCGCUUCUCCUGUAUGCCUCCAGCAAGUGCUGCUACAGCAAAGCACCAGCAAAGGAUGGUGUGAUCACCGGCAUGGAUGCGUUCAAUACCUACAGGUACCGCCUGGAAACCUUUACUGAAUCAAGAUCUACAGAGUGGAGUCACGAGCCAUACAAAGGUCAGCCAGUGGAUGCCUAUGUCCAACCACCUCCAGGUCCUUGGGACAUUCCUGCUAAAACCCCCACUUUUUUUGCGGAUGACAAACAGAUCAUAAAGGUUCCCUACACAUCGUCCACGAAGCCCUGCCAUGGGUGUGUGGGAAUGGGGCGAAAACCUUGCAAAGACUGCGCCGGUGCUGGUAAUAAAGUUUGUUGGGUGUGCAAUGGAUCUGGUUACCGCCACGGAGAUGACCGAUGCCACCACUGCAGUGGCAGAGGGAGAGAAAAUUGCAGCCACUGUCACGGGCAAGGAUCGAAGCAAUGUGAGACAUGUCAUGGAAAACAGCAGCUUCUGGUCUACAUCAAGCUCACCGUGAAAUGGACCACCAACUCUGACAACUAUGUUGUGGAACAGUCGAGUGGACUGCAGAUAGACAACCUCAGCAAGGUGUCUGGCAAGGAGCUUUUCAAGGACUCCCAGUACCUGGUAUACCCUGUGAUGGGCUUCCCAGACCCUACAGUGGUGAAUGCUGCACAGCGCCUUGUCAGUGAACAUCAGGGCAAAUUCUCCCAGACGUCACGCAUUCUACAACAGCGUCAAACCAUAGAGCUGAUCCCCGUCACCAAGGUGACCUACUCGUGGAAAGGGAACUCACACAUUUACUUUGUUUAUGGAAAUGAGUUCAAAGUUAAUGCUGACAACUAUCCUGCUACCUGUUGCUGUACAAUACUGUAAAUACAAUGAUUUUGAAUGAAGGUUCUCUCUUUCCAGAUCAUUGGGUACCUCAAUAAGUCAGUUUUACACAGAAUUACAAAGAGUUAAACAGAUGCAUUUAACCUUUGAACUCCACACACAUCAGUAGAACAAAUGAAGUCUUUUGAGUCAAUGAAAUACAAGGCUACACAGAAAGGGAAGUUACCUUUGACUCACCACUACAAGAUGACUAAUGUUUGGGAAGUGAUUUUUACUGUACAUAACAUUUGUAUGCAUGCACCACAGAAAACUUACAGACACAAUGUAAACCUUAAUCACUCUAAAUUCACUGAAUCCUAACCUUUUUGCUCCAAUGUGACAGCAGUGGUUUUUCUAAUGAUCAGUACGACGAACUAUUGUAUGUAAUUGUUGUAAUUCUAUAUAAUAUAAUGCUGUUAAAUGCUAUUUUUUUAUAUUAGUAACAUGUAUUUGAACAUAAUCUGUUUGCUACGUGGAAAAAUAAGAAUUGUUUUUAUGUGACUGUAACUUGGUAAAUGUGUAUGAUCUUGUCAGACAAAAACUUGCAAUACCUGCUUUGCUAUAAUUCAUCAGUUUGAAUAAAUGGUGUUUCGCAAUG